Messenger RNA from Trichoplusia ni (cabbage looper), 9278 nucleotides. RefSeq names its product HEAT repeat-containing protein 5B. Gene Ontology annotation, cellular component: endocytic vesicle; Golgi apparatus; membrane. Lineage: Eukaryota; Metazoa; Arthropoda; Insecta; Lepidoptera; Noctuidae. Bases 250 to 6459 code for a protein of 2069 amino acids. Gene Ontology annotation, biological process: intracellular protein localization; endocytosis; retrograde transport, endosome to Golgi. The transcript has 39 exons. The record is from RefSeq and is a predicted model, not a curated record.
AUUUACCUGCUGUCUUAUCUAUCUGUCUGCCUGUGUGUGUGCCUGUUUAGUGUACACUGUACGUACGCUGUCGUGCAUUAAUAUUUUUAUUUAUCAUUUAUUGAUAGUUACAUUCUUGGAAUAUAGUGGAUGAGUUAUAGUUUUAAGUGAUAUAUUUACAGUGAUUGGACACGAACUUUAUCGGAACUUUUUAAUUAUAAUAUGUGAAAGUGUUCUUUCGUUAGACUUGUAACCCACGUUCAUUGAACCAUGGAGGUGUCCCACUCCCUGACGUUGAAUGAGGCAGCUCUCCAGCAGCUGCCUGACGACAAGAAGCCGCACUUUAUAUUUGAAUGGCUUAGAUUCCUUGACAAAGUGCUUGUUGCUGCACAUAAGUCUGACAUAAAAAGUUGCCAGCAGCAGCUAGUAGCCCAACUAGUGAACCUCUUACAAAAGAACCUUGGUGGUCCAGCAAGGAGGUUGUUAGCCAGGAACCUGGCAACACUGUUCUCUGUUGGGGAAGCCUUCCUACUUUUUGAUACUGUUAACAAAUGCAACGAUAUCAUCAAGCAUAAGGAUGACUCCCCAUCAUAUCUGCCGACAAGACUGGCUGCUAUAUGCUGCUUGGGAAGUAUGUAUGAGAAACUCGGCAGGAUGAUGGGGCGAUCAUACGAGGAGACUGUGACAACGCUUGUUAGAUCUCUGAAGAACGCCGAGUCGCAGACAAGGCUUGAGAUCAUGAACACUUUGGAAAAGAUCUGCGUGGGCAUGGGCACGGCAGCCCCGGCGGCCGUCCGCGAGGUGUCCCGCGCUGCCCGCAACGCCCUGGUCUCGGAGCGGGCGACGGCGGUGCGCGCGGCCGCUGCCCACACGCUGCGUCAUCUGCUGCCCCUCAUGAGACUCACACCAGCAGACUUGGAUGCUAUAGCAGCAGCUUGCUUGAGGGCUGCGCAUCCCAGUGACUAUAUCUUACGAUGUGCUAUAGCCGAGCUCCUCGGGGCGUUGAUAGCGAUAACGCAGGCCGGCGAAGUCACUAAUUUAAAUUCGAAAAUGAAAGGUGGAGCGCAAUCAGUUCAACAAAAGAAAGACCCGCCAAAGAACGUAGUCUCUCUUGACGAAGCACUAAACUUGCUGAUGGGGGCGUUCCUCCGUGGAGGCACCUCCUUCCUGAAGGGAGAGAUCAUCAAGUCAGGGUCAGGAGUCAAUAGGGAAGUGAGGGUCUCUGUGACACAUGCAUACGUAGUCUUCGUACAAAACAUGGGAGGCGUGUGGUUGGAACGCAACAUGACUACCUUCCUGAACCACGUUCUUGAUCUCGUGGCGAAUCCUAAAGCAGCUAGCUCACACGUCGACGCCGUCUAUUCAAGGAAAUGCAUAAACUUUAUACUACGCAACACUUUGGGCAAGAUGUUAGGCGAGAAAGCUCAAGCGUCAGCCUGUCGCGAGAUCAUUCAGAUAGUCAUCAAACAGAUGAACAGCAUCGACUUCAACCCUGAAAACGCUAAAGACUGCAACCAGGAAACAUUAUUCAGCCAACAUUUGCUAGUCUGUGCGUUAAUGGAGGCAGGUGAACUGGCACUGCAACUCGGUACUUCUGUGCAAAACCUGGUGUCCGAUACCUCUUUGAACAUGGUUGAUGCUAUAUGUACUGUACUAGAACACCCGUGUGUGGCCGCGCGGCUGGCGGCGGCCUGGUGUGUCCGCUGCGUGUGCGUGGCGCUGCCGUCGCAGAUCACGCCGCUCAUCGACAAGUGCGUGGACGCGCUCGACGCGGCCAGGCCUACACCGCAUCAUAUCUCUGGUUAUUCAGCGGCAUUAGCAGCUAUUCUGGGUGCGGUUCGUCUAUCACCUUUAGGCGUGCCGCACGGGCGCGGCAAAGUGGCUUUUAACGCCGCGGAACAGUUACUGCGGUCUGCGGGACAUAGCAGCAGACUUACAGCCGCGAGGACCAAUGCGGGCUGGCUUAUAGUCGGCGCUAUAUGUACGCUAGGAGUACCCGUUGUCCGCGGAUUGUUGCCUAGAAUGUUGUUGCUAUGGCGCAACAGUUUCCCGCGGUCAGCUAAAGAACUUGAAUCAGAGAAGUCUAGAGGGGAUGCGUUUACUUGGCAGGUGACCUUGGAAGGUCGUGCGGGCGCUUUAUCAGCGUUACACAGCCUGCUCAUUCACUGCCCGUCGCUAGUCAACAACGAUGACACUGCUAAACGACUGUCGCAGCCAAUAGAUGGCGCUAUUGCAGUUCUUACUAAUGUAAGCAGCGUAGUCCGUUCAUACGGCGGCGCUCUAAAGGCCCCUGCGGCGUUACUCCGCCUGCGCGUGUACCAGGCGUGCGGCGCGUUGGGAGGCGGGGCGGUCCCGCCGCCCGCGCCCCUGCUGCGGCUGCUGGCGGCCGAGCUGGCCGGGUCCGCUGACCCCAGCGGGGCCAAUGUGGCUACUGGUGUAUUAAGAAGUGCGAUGCAUCCGCGCGACACAAUACUCUUGGGUGAGGAAGGAUGGAUUUAUGAGACCGACCACGCUGAUAUUGAGGAACAGCUAAUCUCCCCUCUAAGCGCGAGUGGUUCAGGCGCGCUAGAGCACGACCCCUGCUGCCUGUACCGCGGCCUGACGGGCGCGCAGCCGCUCGGCGUGGCCGUCAUUGACGCCGCUGUCAUGCUGUUCCCGCAGAUAUUCGCCAGAGCCGCUAAUAAGCAUCGGCAACAAAUGCUAGAACAUUUUGCGGAAUGUAUCAAGAUGUCUAAAGGCGCUCGUCAAGAAGCCAUACAAAUAAACAUUUACACCGCGCUACUGUUGGCGCUGCGGUCGCUGGCUGAACUGAAGAGCUCUUUAGGACAAGAUGCUGUGAAGAACAUUGCUAUCGACCUUGCUAUUAACGGUCUGUCGGCCCCGAGCGCGACAGUGCGCGCGGCGGCGGCGUCGUGCGUGGGGCGCGUGUGCGGCUGCGUGAGCCCGGGCGAGAGCGCGGCGCUGUCGGAGCGCGUGCUGGGCGCGGCGCGCGCGGGCGGCGCCCGGCCCGCGCGCGCCGCCGCCGCCGCCGCGCUGGGCGCGCUGCAGCGGGCCCGCGGCGCCGCGCCCUCCGCCGCCGCGCUGCCCGUGCUCAGGACGCUGGCGCAGGACUCCGCUGCUGUUGACCUGCAGGUAUGGUCUCUCCACGCGCUAUCAGUGCUCGUCGACGCAUCCGGCCCAAUGUUCCGAAGCCACGUGGAAUCGACUCUGAACCUGGCACUCAAGCUGCUGUUCACAGCGCCACCGUUCCAGGAGGACUUGCAUCGGAGCAUUGGCAGGUUACUGUCCGCGCUUAUAACCGUGGUCGGUCCAGAGUUGCAAGUCGUAGCAGUGGGUCGGUUCGUAUGCGCGUGCGCAGCCCUGGGCGAGUACGGCGGCGGCGCGCGGGCCGAGGCCACGGGCUGCCUGCAACAGCUGCAGAUGUUCGCGCCUGAUCAUAUCAAUCUGCACACGCUUGUUCCUCAUCUCUGUCGCGACUUAUCAAGCUCGGAGUUGACAGUUCGCCGCGCCGCUCUCUGCUGCCUCCGUCAGCUCUCCCAGAAGGAAGCCGCCGAAGUCUGCAAGUAUGCGUUGUUGGCGAAAGAUCACGUUCCUGCCAAACCUUAUUGCGGAGUGGUUAUCACGGAGACAGGUCUCCCGGGAGCCCUUUUCACGUUCCUGGACAGCGAGAGAGACGACAUGGCGCUGUCUUAUGCCCGGGACACACUGACCUGCUGUCUACUGGCGGCCGCCACACAUCGGAAUGUCCGGGACUGGCUGGCGUUAGCUAAGCGAGUACUUACGAUAAGAUUGGAAGACAGCAACAAUCCCGAGACGGACUUCGACGGCGAGGGCGACGACGACCAGGCGGAGUUCCACGCCGAGUCCGAGACCUCCACACACCCCGCCGUGCAGUCCCGGUGGCCUACCCGGGUGUUUGCUAUGGAGUGUAUUCAGAAGAUAAUGGGCGCUUGCGAGGCGACCGGGGAGAGCGCUCACUUCGAUCUCGUCAAAGCCAAGGAGAAGCUAUUGAAUGACCCGGAUGGUGACUACCUCUCGCUACACCUAUCGGACCUCGUUCGCAUGGCGUUCGUAGGCGCUACGGGCGAGUCCGACGCGCUACGCCUGUGCGGUCUCAAGACGCUACAGAUCAUCAUACAGCAGUACGCGAGAGCUCCAGAACCUGACUUCCCUGGACAUUUGUUGCUAGAACAGUAUCAGGCACAGGUGGGAGCGGCAGUUCGACCGGCGUUUGCGGGCGACACAGCCUCCCACGUGACCGCGGCCGCUUGUGAUGUUUGUUCAGCCUGGAUCGGCUGUGGUGUUGCCAGAGAUAUAAACGAUCUUAGACGAGUUCAUCAACUUCUGGUCUCAAGUUUGGACAAAUUAAAUACGAAAGGCAAUACCACAUUGAUUUACAACGAAAGCAUGGCAACACUGGAAAAGCUGUCCAUUUUGAAGGCUUGGGCAGAGGUAUACAUAGUAGCGAUGGUAAGCAACGGCAGCGCACCUGGCAGUUACGUCAAACAACUCGAUUCCAAACCGUGCAAUGAUCGCGCAGAACUCGCUAAGUGGCGCAACCAGUUGCUCCAGAACAACAACCAGAUCGACAACUCAACCCCCGACACGCCUGAGGACGAGGAGUAUGGGGAAUUUGAGUCUAAAGGGGAGAGUUUAUUGAAACUCGUUGAACCUGAGUUGGAAAGUUUGGGGGAGAAUUGGAUUGCUGCGUUGAAGGAUCAUGCGCUGUUGAGCUUGCCGCCAGAGUUCGCUUCGCAACUCCCUCACGGCGGCGGCGCGUUCUACUCGGCGGAGACAGCGGAAGCGUCCCGCCAGCACUACGCGCGCGCCUGGCCCUCGCUACUGUACGCGGCGUCGUUGAGGUUCAAUGCUAACAUCUCACAGCCCCCCACUGAGAGUACUGAACAAACUGAGGCUAACCUGGACAACAGGUCCACUAAGACUGAGAAUGGAAACUUUGAAUUCUUCGAACCUAUUGAUGAAAGAUUCCAUCUAUUGUUUGGUAUCUGCACGGAGGCUCUAUGCGCGCAGCGAGAUAUGACUGAAGAGAAUAUAAUAUCAGUUCUACUGUCUCUGGUCACACUACUUGAUGCCCCGGAAAAUAGGGCCAGGUUAUUGAAAGACAGGGCUUUGGCGAUAGAACUGUGUCAAAUAAUCCAUCGUACUGGUCUGACCCAAGAGAGUAUUGAAGCACUGCUACUUGCUGCUGAUGUUCUCAGGCUGGUCAUAGAUGGCGCUAGGGAGCAACUGCAUGCUACCAUGCAGGCGAAAAUUAAAGAACUAGCACCAAACGAAGCUUCAGAGGGAUCGACCCCACAGUCUGUACUAGAAGUAGUUCACACUCUCGGCGAGGGAGGUCCCACAGGGGACUUACCUCCGGGCAAGUCCGUGGUCUUCGCUUGCCUCGAGGCCUGCCUCUGCCUGUUAGUCCGCCGACUCCCUGCGCUUUCGCCGAAGAAACACGGCGGCGCUGUCGGCGUGAUCGGAGUGCCGAAAGGGUUGGGCGUACACGGUGACAUGUUGCUAGUCAAGAGUUUGUCCGCCAUGUCUGAACUGCCGUCUUUGACAAGUCCUCAAGGUGCCCUAUCUAUCCUCCCGACUCUCCUAUACCUGGGCACGGAGGUCCUCCGCCUGUGUUCUGGCCGCGGCGCGGCGGCGGAGGCGGGCGUGUUGCUGCUGCAGCGGGCCGCGGACUGCCGCGUCGUGCGGCUGCACCAACACACCAAGCAGGCACACGGGCAGCUGUUACACAGCGCUCUCGCCAAACUCGUCGAGAGGGUCAAGAGUGACGAGCCAGACCAGCGUAUUGAGCCAGUGAUAGGCGCCCGCGGCAUGGCGGUCGUGUUGAACCGCGCCGCGCCCUCGCCGCCACUGCACUACCCCUGCAUCAACCACUUCCGACAGUGUCUCGAGUCCAAUGAUAAUGAAACGUUCGCGGAGUGUUGCGGCGUGGUCCGCAGCGUGUGGCGCGCGGGCGGCGCGGAGGGCGCGGAGGGCGCGGCGCGCGUGUCGUGGUGGGCGCGCGGGCUGGGCGCGCUGCUGGUGGGGCGCGCCGCCGCCGCGCGCCGCCCCGCCGACAUGCCGCACACGCGCGCCGCCGUCGCCGCCGUCACGGCGCUCGACGAACUCGUCAACGCUGCGCCGGACUCUGCACGUAUCAAGAUGCUAUGGCUGCUGGUCCCCAUCGUGAUAUCCUACCUGCGUGAAGGUGCAGAGUUACAGCGCGCGGCGCCACACGUCCGCGCACUCCACGAGUUCGCCUUGCAAUGGCUAACUAAAGUCGGACCUAAACAUCCACAGGAAUUCAAAACAAUGAUGCAACAAUCAUCUGAACUGCGCAACAAGCUAGAGAACGCAUUGAAAGCCAAUCAGGCAAGCGUGCGGUCCGGCCGGGCUGCGCAGGCGCAGAGACCAGUGUUCGACGCCAAGCCAGCCAAACCUACCAUACAGUUGAAGACAGACUUCAGUGAUUUUAGGUAAACGGUCUAUAAAGAUCAAAAUGGCAUAAAUUGUGACUGUAUUACAUGAAAACUGUAACUAAAUCAAAUCAUAAGUAACUGGUAUAUGGAUUGAAAAUUGAUAAAGGUUCGUUGUUUGAAAAUUGGACCUUGUUACAAUGUAGGUACGGAUCAAUUUUUAUUUAAGUAUGAUAUGUUAAAAGUCACCGUAUGUUAAACUUAUGUUUGUAAACUACCAGUUACUCAAGUAUAUUAUUGAACUUGUGGAAGCGUGAUAGGCACUACACGGUGUUGAGUCUCUAUUCCACAUCCGCAAGAAUUUUACUUGCCUGCUUGUCUUAUGAUUAAAAACUCCAAAUACAAAAUUACAUAAGAAUUGUUUUGACUCGUGGGUUAUUUUUUGAACCUUAAACUAUGAUACGGAUGACUUUCCGUUUGAAGGUAUUAGGAUUUGACAGUAAAUCUAUACAAAAUAGGUGUUUGGAAAGAAAAUUUAAAACUAAUUUGAGAUUGUAGGUCCUAAACGAAACAGUAUUCAGAAUUGAGUGACAGAUUUUUAUGAUUUAUAAAAUGUGUUUUCGUUUCAAAUUAUGUUAUUGAUCGAGAAAUAACGUCAUCGUUUCGAAUAUUUAUUUUCUCGUGUUAUGUUCUUUCUAUUAAGCUGCGUAUUAUGUUUUAAAUAAAUUAACAUUUUCUUUUUAUUGUGAGAAUGAAUAAAAGUGUGCUUAGAUUAUAACAACUAAUUAGUAAAUAACGAAAUAUUGUGUAUUUAAAUAGUAAACUUUUAUUUACAAAUUGUAUUUAAUAUUUGUAUAAACAUAUGUGUUUAAACUCUGUAGCCUUGGAUAGUAUGAUUUUCAUUAUCUAUGUAACUUUCAGUUUAUUUCAUUAAAUUAUAAUUAUGAAGAAGAAAAAAUUAUCGAAACAAAAUAACACAAUACUUACCCAUUCUGUGUAGUUUCAAACAUUCACUUUUUAACGUUUUUUUUGUAAAGACCAUAUUUCAUAACAUUAAUUCCCAAUUUAAACGAAACAUGUGAUCCAAUUAAAAUUGAGCCUUAAUGUACUAUGCAAUAAAGUUCAAUUUCAGCUUUGUGGUGGGGAAUGAAUGCACAAGUAGACAAUACACAGACUAUAUUAACCAUUCCAUAACAAUAAGUUAUCAAAACAUUUCCUUACAAAACUUAGGCAAAAAAGAAAGAGAAGGCGCUACCUACCUAGUAUCUUUCUCUUUGUCCGUUACGGGAACUGGCAUGGUUUGACACUAUAGUGGCACUAUUUCAAAGCAGUAACUAAUUGUAAACAUGAUUUGAAAAGUGACUUUCGUAAAACAUUGAGUGUGCAAUACCAGUGUUAUGUUAUUGACCAUGACUAUUAAAAACAAAACUGCAUAUAAAAUAAAGAGGCGUGUUGACUAUAGAGCGAAUAAAAUUAAUUAUGUACGUCGCUUAUGUCUGUUAAUCUGGGAACGUCCUUUGGGAAGUAGCGUGAGGAUAGCGAUAGUGACCUGCAUUUUGUACGCGACAAAUAUAGAGACAUUUUUAAAUGUAAUUUUCCGAAGCACCAUUUGACACCUGACAGUCAAAAUCUGAGGAUUUCAAUAUAUUUUAUCCUGCGACGAUUAAAACCUCAUUUAACGUAAUAUUAAUAUAAGACUUUUAAUAAAUUUUAGAACAAUAACAUAUUAAGAUGUAGAGAGAAGCGUAGCAAUCUCGUUAUAUCGUAGCUGUUAAGAUUCCGUGAAGUAUGGUCAGCAAAAAAUAUAACAAAAAAAACAGAAAAAACUUUUUGUAAGGCCUACUUAAAAAUAAUGAUUUAAUGGAACAAUAAAUUAUACACGACCACGUUAAGUUAUAAUACUUUUCACUUACAUAUUUUUUGCUGACCCUAUCAACUAUUUGAUUGACUAGAAGAGAAAACGAAAUUAUAGUCAUAGACCUCGUUUUAACUAAAAUAAUAAAUAUAUACGAUUAGAAUAUUUGUAGCAAAAAAAAAUAUAAAAUUAUGAAAUACUCAUAUCUAUAUUUACAAUUAAUUAUAACAAUAAAGGUAAAUGAAAUAAAACCUACAAAAUCAAACGGCCCUGUGAUAGUUCCUUUAUAAAUGAAACAGAAAUCCGUCAGUUUGUAUGUAUGACAGGUAGAGUUUGAGAUGGGAUUAUAUUUCAAACAUAGUAAUUCUUAUUGAUAUGCAUAUUCUCAUUUGCUAGGCCUAGGACUAUACUAUAACACAUUAUGUCAAUCCCACAAUAUUCUCAAGAAUCUGCGACACAAGGAUUCAAUUCCUUAGUGCGGGAGCCGAAAAAAAUAUUGACGGUAUCUCCAAAUGACGUGACUUUAAUAUGUCAGUUUAACAUACUGACAUAUGAGCGAUUCGUUGCCUUUUGUCUAGCUCAUGGUGAAAUGAAACUUGUCUAAAUGUCCUGAAUAACGAAAGUUGAAGAAUGUAACCAUAUUUCUUAAUUGUGUCAGUUUAGUGCCAUUCUAAUUGCUACUCAAUUGCUUUUUUUUAUGCUUUCAAUAUAUGUGUAUAGAUUAAGUUUGGAACAUAAUCCCAACUCCCUCGUUAGUAUUGUGUAUGCGGCGAAAAAGAACAGAAUUUGCCAAAUUUUAAUGGUAUACAAAAUAUUUUUACAUACUUCCAAAUGCAUUACAUUAUAAGUGCUUCACGUUCCUAAUCGGACUUUUAUAAUAAUUUUAUAGCUUCCAUAUUGUCUUAAGUUAUUCUGUCUUUGCCAGUCAAUUAUAUUUAGCUGUUUAGGAGAAUAUAUUUAUUUAGAUUUAAGUUGCAAAACAUUGUACCUAUUUUAGCUUUUUGUUCAAUAAAGUAUAUUAACAUAGU